GUCAGCCGGGACCUGCAACAGGUCCUGGUCCAGACGGGAUCGAUACGGAGCCUGGGACAUGCGCACUACGCAUUGCAAACAUCAUGCGCUCUCUGAUACUGCUCUGCUUGUCAUUACUAUCGCCAGAGGGUGAUUGCGACUUACUCCGGGACAGUGUCCACGUGACAUCAGCAGCAGCCAGGCCCAACAAUGAGCUGUGGUGCUACAAGUGCCUGGCCGAGGUGCCUGACGACCGCUGCGCUGAUCUGCGGCACAACAACUCGGCGCUCAUACACAAGUGCCACAACGAUCGCAGGAUGUGCAUGGUGAAGCGUUUCUCCUUUACAACAUCAACGGAAAACUCAACGACGCUGCCCAAAAUGUGGGCCUUGGAGAGGAACUGCACCAAGCACUGCGAGCCAGGCUGCAUCGUCAUUGGAGAACGGACCAAGCUCUACGCGUGCACCUCUUGCUGCACAACGUCCCUCUGCAACUACGGAUCUGGCGCUAAACAAAUAGUCCUCGACCUCAUCAUUCUUGGAUUCGCACUAAUCAUCGCGUUAUGAUUCCACUAACCACUUAGUUUAGCUACACUUGUACCAGGCGGGAAAACGGAAACAAUCGGCAAUCUGAACUACUUAAUAAUGAUGUCCAAACCCUUCAAAUGAUAUCCCCAUAUUUAUUAUUGAAAUUUGUUUCAAAAUGACUAAUUAUGGACUAUUCUUGGCCCACUUAGACACGCAUAGGUCUCUUUUAAUUAGUAAAAAUGAGAAUUUAUUGUCCGCGAAGUAUCUUUGCUGACAGAGGAUUCACGUUUACAGAUUAAUUAAUUGAAUGGUGUCCCCGUCCCACUAAGCGGUUUUAAUCUACUUCGACCGACAUUAUGCUCACUGUCUCAGUAUUAUUAACUUAAAGUUAUUUUAAUGAUAUUCCUAUACAAAUAAAUAUUAUCUUAUAACUAAAUACAAUAUCAAAUAUUUACUCUUUAAAAGAAUAAAAAAAAAUUACUACAUCGUAGGAAUGAAAUAAAUCAGGAGAUUAUCGUCAAAGUCAUCUUCCAUUUAGGUUAGGCUGUUUAAAUAAAAUGCUUUUAGAUUAGUCUAGAUAAUAGGUAAGUUACCAAAAAACAAUCUCGAAUAAACGUAACUAAUAGAGCGAUUGCCUCAAUUUUAUCUAAGUAUUUCUUUUCUCAUUUCUCCUAGGUAGUCAAAAACUUAAUAGUCUAAGUCAGAAUAGUUGUAUUGUACUCGGCCUGGAAUUGUCUCACAGGUGGGCAUUUGGGCAAAGGCCUCUAUUUAUUUAGAUAGGGAAUAAACAUGAUCCUCAUUUCAAAAUUAAAUACCAGAAAUGAAAUUGGCCUUCGAACUAUCGACCAAACGUGACUUAGCAAGUAGAUAUGUUAAUUAAUAACCUUUCAACAGCUUUGUAACUCCGUAGCUAUGACAAACAUAAGUACUUACCAUGCUUAAGUAGAUGAAAAAUAGAGAAGGUCCCACUAGCUGUAGUCACAAACAUCCGAAUUAAAAAAAGUUUUCAUGACAAUCUGUCGUUACUUUGUUUUAAAAUAUAGAGACAGCGUGAAAAUUAUCACCAUAAAAAAAUGUUGUAACGGUUUUCAAUAAAACAAACUGCCCAAUACCAAAAUUACGUUCGCCACACAUAAAAUAUUGAUCUUCAAAAGUUCAAACCUUAUAAAAAGGUUAAAUAAUCAUAUCGUAUGUAAGAGAAUAUAAAUAUAUUUUGCUAUGUAUAGAUAUAUUGCCUUGAUAUAAAGGUUGUAAAUAAUGUGUGUUUCUGUGUAUUUUUGUUGAAUAGUUUUUAUCUUUGAAUGUAGGUACAGUCGUCCGGAAAAGACUUAACCGCAAACCACACAAUGUUAAAGAUAGUAUGUCAUCUAAGUACCUAUUGCAAUACAUGGGGAAGUAACUCUACCACUCAAUUUUGAUUAAAGAAUAUGUGAAGUUUUUAUAUUCUGCCACAGGUUGACACACUUUUAACACAUCAUUAUUUUAUGCUUGUGACUCUUUUUCCUAAUGACUGCACUGUGUUCUAUUAUUUCAUAAGUUGAUAGGUAGGGACAAUAUGAACGUCAUUAUAGUGAUAAAUUCUUAAUACAUUUUAAGACUUCCGACAAGCACAAAUACUAUCUUCUUACCUACUUGCGUCUGCAGCUAGUGGACUCGUUUCCCUAUAGACCUGCUUGUCUUAAGAAUAUCAGAGAAUAUUUGUCUUUCAUCCAAUUUAUGAAAAAAAUACUUAUUAAUAAAAUAUUCAAAGAAAAAAUAGAGUACACUUUGAGGUUGUAUUUUAAUUAUGUUGUUGAAAUAAUAAAGCUAUCUGGAGAUUAAUUUAUCGUUUUUUUAUCUUCACAACCAGCCUUGCACGAGGCUAAACUAAAGUGACUCCUUACAGACAUGUGUUUCUGUACCUGGACCUUCCGUUAUUUACAAUGACCGAUGAAUGAAUGAAACUUGGAUCAAAUUUGCAGUGCUCGUAUUCUCUUGAGCAUUUUGCCAACCCAAUAAUUGGAAAUUCAUACGGAGAAAUUCAUUCGUACGGGGCGGACAAAAAAAGUUACAGUUAAUGUAACUUUUUUUUAAUAUCGAUUUUCACAUAUGAUUUACCUAACCAAUAGUUUAGAAUUGUAGAUACUGCUAGUCUAUAAUAUAAAUCUUACAAAAACAUGCUAAAAUAUUCAAGUAUUCACUUAGAAUGUACAACCAAUAACAAAAGUAUAAUAAAAGGCAUUUAAAUAUAACAAACUCGAUUCGUAUUUCUUUGUACAAGAGAAUAAUAAGUAUAAAAUUACCUCGAGAACUUUUGUGCCCAGUUGCGAAGGUC
This is a messenger RNA of Trichoplusia ni (cabbage looper), 2820 nucleotides long. RefSeq lists its product as uncharacterized. The coding region runs from base 84 to 545 and encodes 153 amino acids. The transcript has 3 exons. Lineage: Eukaryota; Metazoa; Arthropoda; Insecta; Lepidoptera; Noctuidae. The record is from RefSeq and is a predicted model, not a curated record.